UGUAGUAGAAAAAAUAAUUAAAAAUAAUCAUGUGAAUAUAGAAUAUUUAAGUGCACGCGAAUUAGUUUUUCCAACAAGUCCCUAACAAAUGACGUUGAAUCAUCAUUACUGUAAUGAGGAUUAGUAAUUAAAAUAAGUGUUUAUUUUAAGAUUCCUCUGGCACACAGUUCGCUAACUUCCCCCGGUAUCUCGGGAAGUCGGCAGAAAGCUGAUUCCUCGCCAGGGAGCUCAGCAUCAAUGCAUCGUCACAGACAGGCGGAUCCGGUGUGAUAUCCCUCGGACGUGAUGGCCAAGCCCACGGCAGCUGCAUCCACCCUCCACCUCCACCCUCGGCAGCUCGUCCCUCCCACCCCCUCGCCAGGCUUUGCUGCGCUGUCCCACUAAAGGCGAUUUCAGCACCGGGACAGAUCCCGCACUGUCGGAUGGCAACAUGGCGACAGAGUUCCACAACCUCCAGGAGCUGCACCACAGUGCGUCUCUGGCCACCAAGGUCUUCAUUCAGAGGGAUUACUCAGAGGGGACCAUCUGCAAGUUCCAGACCAAGUUUCCCGCAGAGCUGGAUAGCCGGAUCGAGCGGGCCCUCUUUGAGAUCACGGUGAAGACGCUCAACGAUUACUACGCAGAGGCCGAGAAAAUCGGCGGCCAGUCGUACCUGGAGGGCUGUCUGGCCUGCGCCACGGCGUACGUUAUCUUCCUGUGCAUGGAGACGCGCUACGAGAAGGUGCUGAAGAAGAUCUCCAAAUACAUACAGGACCAGAACGAGAAGAUCUACGCUCCCCGAGGCUUGCUGAUCACAGACCCCAUUGAGAGAGGCAUGCGAGUGAUCGAGAUCUCCGUCUUCGAGGACCGCGGCUCCAGUGCCUCCAGCUCGGGCAGCAGCUCCACCAGCAGCAGCAGCAGCGGCCGAUGACUGGCGGAGCAGCACCAGGGCACAUCACCCGGCACCCCAACAACAACAACUAUUUUUUAACAACUGUUCUGAGCUUUGCACAUUUAUAGAAGUAGCUCACGGCGGGGGUCGCGGUGGGAGUGGCAUGUUCAUUAGCUCCUCCCCCACAGCCCCGCCCACACCUAGCCUCACACUGCACACCGUUCAAGUAGCUCCUGUGCCACACCCUUCCUAGCCCCACCCACCGCCAUAACGGAUGCCUUCAUGUUUCUCCCCUGUGGAAAUACCCAACCUUGGCGCUGAAAAAUGGACCCUUCACCUCUGCCGAGCCUGAUGUACAGUUUACAGUGCAUGGAGCCAUUUCUGUUUGCGUGGGGGUGUGACGUGGGGGAACAAAAACAAUAAGUCCUCAUCUGUUGUUUUAGGUUGUGAAAAUAAUCAUCAGGAUUAUAACCCCCCCACACCUGUGAAUUGUCUCCCAGAGGAUGGUUGAGUGGGGUGGGGGGCGGGGGGGCGGGGUUGUUAGUGAUAUAAUGUACAGUAUACAGGUACUUUGGGGUGUAAGGGGUGGUGGAUUUUGUGGAUGGUGAAUCUGGGGGGGAUUUGCAGGACAGCAAUAGAACCUCCUGGGUAGUAAAGGACAGUCGGGGUGGGGGGUAGUUAUUAGUGACCAGUGUGAAAGGGGGGGGGGGUUAUCUGGAUAGUUUGUGUGGCAGUCAUAGUGCGGUUGGUGUAUCAUUAUGAGUCCAGGAAGCUUGUCUUUGGUCUGUCCUCACAAAGACGAUGGAAUCUGGUUGUCAUGGAGCCUCGUGCUUCAACAGCAAUCAACCACUUGCCAAAUGUUCCUCAAACUGUUCUUCAACAGGACCAUUUUGGCCGGCAGUAAAACGUAGGACAUCUUGAUUUCUCAGAACUUUGGCCGUGCGAAUGUACCCAUUCCUGACGCAGACAUGAGGCAGAUCUUCAGGAGAGUUUGUAACCAAGCAUGAGGUUUAGUAAUGUGAUCUUCAUUGUGGUGUCUAUGCAUGAGAUGGCUGGGGAGGUUAGUCACCAGUUUUCUACUCAGUGUGGUGUUUGGAAUGGAGGUGGACUUCGAAAGGGGGCGGAGGGUAGGGACCAAUAAGCAAUAGGAGAGAGGUGGGACUAUGUAUCAAGGAGCCAAUGAGAGGGGAGAGGUAUUUAUGGCCUGGACCAUGAACGAGGAGAAUGGCGUAAGGAGCAAUCAGGGAGAGGCGGGACUAUGUAUCAAGGAGCCGAUGAGAGGGGGGAGGUAUUUAUGGACUAGACUAUGAAUAAGAAUGGAGUAAGGAGCCCAAUAAGCAGUCAGGGAGAGGAGGGACUAUGUAUCAAGGAGCCAAUGAGAAGGGGGAGGUAUUUAUGGACUGGAACUUGAAUGAGUGGAUGGAGUAAGGACACUAUUUUGACUUGGACCAAGUUUACAUACCUGUAUAUGUAUCCUUUGAUACAAUUGUUUAUUUUUGUUGAUGUAGCGACCCGUGAAAUUGUAGGGGUUUUCAGGAAUGUCUUCCUAUUGACAGCGACCAGAGAUUUUAUGGUCUCCAAAGAGUUUGUGGUUCAUCACCUGCUGCAGAAGCCCAGCAUCAUCAACAUUGACGUGUCCAGGAUGACACGCUUUGGGUCAUGUUUACGCAAGUGCAGUUAAUGCUGUGGAUUUUCAUAAAUCAAAAUUUGCUGGUGGAUACUUACCAGUGCAAGAUUGUGAUAAAUGAUGAACACCAAAAGAAACAAUAAAUGCUAUCAUUCACAUGA
Messenger RNA from Paramormyrops kingsleyae, 2659 nucleotides. RefSeq names its product golgin subfamily A member 7B. Gene Ontology annotation, biological process: protein targeting to membrane; peptidyl-L-cysteine S-palmitoylation. The record is from RefSeq and is a predicted model, not a curated record. NCBI's taxonomy places the organism in Eukaryota, Metazoa, Chordata, Actinopteri, Osteoglossiformes, Mormyridae. Gene Ontology annotation, cellular component: palmitoyltransferase complex.